Molecule: messenger RNA, 2222 nt
Organism: Lindgomyces ingoldianus
Lineage: Eukaryota; Fungi; Ascomycota; Dothideomycetes; Pleosporales; Lindgomycetaceae
Exons: 3
Coding region: 1-1806 (601 amino acids)
Biological process (GO): positive regulation of nuclear cell cycle DNA replication; regulation of cell cycle phase transition
Cellular component (GO): nucleus; Dbf4-dependent protein kinase complex
Molecular function (GO): zinc ion binding; nucleic acid binding; protein serine/threonine kinase activator activity
Source: RefSeq, a predicted model, not a curated record
AUGACAAGCCGUCGUGUCCCCCUCGCGAACCUCCAGAAUGCCACCAAUUCGCCGUUACGCGUGACUGCCGUGGGCGGAAAGAGACAGCGGUCCCACGCCAGCGAGCAACGCGACCUCCCGUACGGCCAGCCACCACCUGCGAAGAAGCAGAUUGUUGAGGUCGAUGACGCCGAGUCUCGUCGUCAUGGGCUCGGCCGACGGAGCGGGGCCCCUCCCACUGCCUUCCAGCGGAGGCUUGAGGCCGUUCGAGAGAUCAAGGCGGUCCCGAAACAGGCUGAGAAGCAACAGCGACAGACAAGCGAGAACCUGGAAACGAUUCGGCAAUGGCAGAGGCACUACCGGAAAAUGUUCCCCCAGUUCGUCUUCUACUUCGAGAGCAUUUCAGAAGAUGUCCGAAGCAGGGUGUCGAGGCAGGCUCACACUCUUGGUGCUCGAGAGGUUAAAUUCUUCUCCCGAGAAGCUACCCAUGUCAUCACGACGCGUCCGAUCCCCGCCGAGCUCGAAUCCACAAGCUCAACCUCCGCCACGAGCAAUCCAAAAGGGACCGCUGCUCCCAAAUCCGUGUUCGAUACCGCCCUUUCGAAGACUACCAAUGGCGAUAUACUCUACAAGGCCCGAGAAAUGGGGUUGAAGAUUUGGUCGGCAGAUAAACUCCAGCGUAUGCUGAACACCAUGUUCAAUACAGACACUGGGGAGCAACCACCAGACUACUCGAAUGCCCGGCGCGGUGUUGUUGGUGUACCACAGUCCAAGCUGGGGCCUCAGGCUGAUCUGCAGAAGUUGCUUCAGAAUGAGAAGCUCAAAGGCCCUGCGGACCGCGACUACUCAGUCGCUACUCAAGACAUGGUUCAGCUGCGUGGCUUCUAUAUCUACAUUCAUGAUAUGGACGAGGUCACGCGACCUGUCAUGGUUCGGGAAUAUCCCAAAGUUGCAAACAAGAAUGAUGGCAAGUGGCCGCAGUUUCGAUACUCUGCCACUGGAAAGUGCCCAUUCAUAGAGGACCCCCAUUUCACGCGUAAGCAGCAGCAGCAGCAGCUGGAGGAGCAGAAGUCGAGAGUCGAGAAGACAACGGCAAUCGCCCCACGCACACGCGCGGCGACUGCGAUGGAAGAGAAGCGUGUUUUGGGAGAAAACAGCAAUCUCGCGAGACGUCCAAGUGCUACUAGUCUAGCCGACCAAGAAGAAACUAAACCUCUGGAGCCGCCGAGGAUAAUGCCCUCCAAACGAAGCAACACGGACGGUAUGCCCCCGAUGUUUGGCAGUGCUCAAGCAAGCAUUCGUGCCAUUCCUAGGUUUGCGGGUGGAGAGCCCGUAGCUUCAGGCAUACAACCAUCGAAUAUCACCUCCGCCAUUCGUUCGCAGAUGAUCUCCUCUACCGCUGCCGCGCCGGGCGCUCGCGCCGGCAACAGUAAAGAAGUCAACCAGUUGAAGAGGAAAGUCUUGGAGAAGAAUAGUGUGCCCUCGGCGAACAGUCAUUCGUCGGUGAUGAAUGACAUGAGGGCAGCACUAAACCAAGAAAACCCUCCACCGAUGAGAGCAGCAAAACGCAGAGCCCAAGUGACGCUCGGCCAAAUUGACGAGGACAUGACACACUCAGACGAAGAGAGGCAAGCUCGGAAAUCCACAGUCAUCCGCCGACGAAAGACUACCGAGAAGGAGCUCAAGCCUGGUUACUGUGAAAACUGCCGGGAGAAGUUCAAUGACUUUGAUGAGCAUGUCGUCUCCCGCAAACACCGCAAAUUCGCAUUAACCGCAGACAACUGGCAAGAGCUUGACCAGCUACUGGCGCAACUUAUUCGUCAGUGAUGAAUCCCAAAAUUUCCAUGUCUUAUGACACUCGACGAUACAACCCCACGGCAUAAUUUUCGCUUGCAUCUUUUUUUCACUUCUCUCGGCCCUCUACCACAUGAAAUCGUGUUUAGCUUCUGCGAAUACCCGUUACACGACCGCAUUUUUUGUGAGCGCUACUGCAUUUCUUGAGGCGCAUUUCCUUACCGGAGCAUUGGCUUGGUUGCUUUUUCUCCCUGUUAACAUCUUGUGCGUUUGUUGCUGGGCCAAACAGUGGUAAGGGUGCUGUAUAUACGUAUGCAAGGUCUCAUCUUGCGAUGGUAUUCUGUUGUGGCUGCUCUUCUGCUGCCGCUAUUGUCUGCCGCGAGCAGGCUGGCUGGCGGGAGUAAUUGGAGUUGAUGAGUGGGAACUGGCAUUGUUUAUGGCGGUUUGGG